GUAUAACAGAUUUUCCCCUGAUGUUUCGUGCAAAUAUCAACCACCUUUUCUAAUUUAUUACCAACAACAUUUGCUGCAAGCAUAUUAGUUGAACGAUGUCCAACAGUUAGUUGACACGCAAAACAUCAAAAAUACGAUCCAUAAACCGUAUGUGGGUGUAGUGAUUGACAAAAUUUCAUAAAGAAAAUUGAAAGUUUUUUUUUGUUGCAAAUAAUAGAAAAGAAAAUUUUGAUUCUGAAACGGAAUUGAUCUAAAACGAUAAGAAUGGGUAAAUACGUCGAUAGAAAUGUGAUAAUUGCGACGAUUCUUGUGUCGGCAGUAUUUGUGAAUUGUAUUCCGACAUCUGUUCUAAUUAAUAGCAAAGCUUCAAACACAGCCGAUAAUAAUAAAGUAAAACGAGCUAGCCCGAACCCUAAUCCAGAACCCGUUCAAGCGAGCGAAAAGUCUACUCAACAGCUAACCGAAAAGAAACCUGCACCACAAAAGCGAGGAGUGAAUGCUCAGCGCCGUUUUCCGGAUCUUAUUGAUGGAGUGGACGAAUAUUUCGAAGAUACGGACUCUGGCCUUCUGUAUCCGGAAAUAAAGGAGUUGGAGGAAUACCAACCACUACCGUAUCCGUACAGACCGAACAUCAAUGCGUAUGACAAUCUGCAGAGUAUUCUAAACAAUGGUUACGAGAGGCCGAUUGCCAUGCCAGUGGUACCAAAUCCAGUGUAUCCACGAUACUUUCCAGAUCGAAAGAAACGAUCAAACGGAGGAUUACGGCUCAAGGACUCAAAGUUAUCACCAGCUGAAAUGGUAGCAUUGUUAGAGUUGAUAGAGGACCGUUCACGAAUGGAUAACAGUCCAUAUGCAAACAACAAUUUAGAUUUUCAAAAUUCACCAUACGAACUGGAAGGUCAAGAGGAUAACGGCGAAUGGUGGAAUUCGAAUGCAUGGGCGGAACCAUCCGUUCAAUACUACGGCAACCCGUACAACAACAAUUUUGAACUUGAUUCACGAUAUGGCGGAUCGAAUUAUUAUCCAUCAAAACGAUUUAUGGUAGCUAAGAAGAAGCGAUCACUUAGUCCACGCGAAAACUUGGCUAUGGAGAAGUUGGUGAAAAAUGCAGCUGCUGGUCCGGGAGGCUUUGACAGUCGAUUCACACUUGGUGAUCUGAACGUAGCUGGUUCUUCGCACAAACAGCACAAUAAGUAUUUUUAAAUAAAUAUUUUCCUCAAUUAAUAACUGAGAGUUUUCUGGUUUCAUAUGUGCUUGAAACUGAACAAAAAAAAAAUAUUUUUUUCUAAUUAAAAAUAAUUUGUAUUUUACCUUGUGAAUUGUCUCCACAUAACUUAUAAUAUUUAUAACGACCGUUACAACCCAAACAAAAAUUAGUCAUUGAUGGUUUUAUUGUAUAUUUUAUCGUAAA
Messenger RNA from Bradysia coprophila, 1411 nucleotides. RefSeq lists its product as uncharacterized. The record is from RefSeq and is a predicted model, not a curated record. NCBI's taxonomy places the organism in Eukaryota, Metazoa, Arthropoda, Insecta, Diptera, Sciaridae.